Formica exsecta is the source of this 699-nucleotide messenger RNA. RefSeq lists its product as uncharacterized. Lineage: Eukaryota; Metazoa; Arthropoda; Insecta; Hymenoptera; Formicidae. The record is from RefSeq and is a predicted model, not a curated record. Gene Ontology annotation, molecular function: catalytic activity. The coding region runs from base 1 to 699 and encodes 232 amino acids. The transcript has 2 exons.
AUGGGGGGGAACAAGAAGAGGAAGAAGGCGCCUCCGCUGCAGACGGGGCAGUGGCCCGUCACAAACAAAGCUGGCAGCUCGGUUAGACCUGCCAGAAAAAAGGCGCUGCCACGGCAGGGUGUGGCACCUGCUCAGGCUGUAGCCGGAGCGGAAAAAAGCAGGGGCAACUCCCAAGAGAAUUGGAAAUGCGGUGUUGGGAUCGCGGCCGAGCCGUAUCGUGUCCCAGAGGACAAUCCCUGCUGGGCCACUAAUAACAGCGGCUCGGUCGCGAUCACCUGGCGCAUGGAGAUCGGUUCCCCUCCCUGUUCAAAAAUCAGAGGGGGCAGAGGUCAUGUAGCCGUCGAAUGGGGCUCGCUGUGGGUGGUGGGUUGUUACAUUCUCCCCAGCACGGACCUCGCCACGUUCGGGGAGAUCUUUGACGAGAUCGAGCUCAUCGUGCAAAGGAGGUUCCCCGAACCCAUUAUGGUCGCCGGGGACUUCAAUGCUAAGUCUAGGCAUUGGGGUUCCCGGCAGACUAACCGCAAAGGCGGGGUUCUAGAGGAAUGGGCAGCGGUUCUCGGCCUUGGUAUAGUCAAUCAAGGGUCAAGCAGCACCCUGGUCUGUCCGCAGGGGGAGUCGAUCAUUGAUUUGACUUGGGCAUCUCCUUCUGCGGCGGACAGGAUUAGUAACGCGGGUGAUGAGGCAAGAGACCCUCUCUGA